This is a messenger RNA of Spizellomyces punctatus DAOM BR117, 697 nucleotides long. RefSeq lists its product as uncharacterized. Bases 62 to 445 code for a protein of 127 amino acids. The transcript has a single exon. The record is from RefSeq and is a predicted model, not a curated record. NCBI's taxonomy places the organism in Eukaryota, Fungi, Chytridiomycota, Chytridiomycetes, Spizellomycetales, Spizellomycetaceae.
GCGCCAAUCAAGAUGCAAUCCGCAACUGUUCAAACCUUUCUGAACUGCAUCUCAUCCAACCAUGGCCGCCCGAUAUACCCUUUACCAUCACCCAACCUGCAGUAAAUCCAUCAACGCCCUCACACACCUCCAAACCCGGCUCCAGCCUACCAGUUUCAAUGCAGUCAUCUACACCACCACCCCACCCACAGCGCAAACGCUAAAAGAGGUAUUCGCUUUACUCCCCAAAACCCAAUUACCAACCGCUGUACGUCCCGACGAGUGCUCUGAAGCAGAGCGUGCCCAAGUACAAAACGGAAGUGUUGACGAUGUGGUCGACGUUGUGAUGGUUGACAUUGUCAAGAGAUUGCAGCGACCUAUUCUCGUAGACUGGAUCGCUGGAAAGGCUGCUGUUGGGCGACCUAUGGAUCAGAUUUUAGAGUUGCUUGAGGAGAAUAAGGAAUGAUGAUGGCGGGUUUUGUCAACGCCAUUUUUUGUGGUAUUUCACAGCUUGGAUAGAAUCAAGGGAUGCGAGUGAUCUGAUGCAGUUGGAAGCCGCGAAAAAAGAACAUUAGAAGGAUAACAAAUACUCUGAUGGAUCCGAACAGUAAUGUGAAUGUAAUAGAGACUUGAACUUGGGUAUAUGCGAGGACCGUUGGGUCGCUAAUACAUCAGAUAACCGCGAAAUUCGCUGUAGAUAUGCGGCCCUUUUUCCUCA